AUGGCUGGAGCCGAAGAAAUCUUGCACAGAAUUGCCAUGAGCUUCGUUCAUUUUCUCAACAUCCUCCUCAUGCUUCUCCAAGAGCUUCUUUACGCGAUUACUCCAUAUUUCCUUUGGCCAUUCAAAGAGCCUGUAACUGGAAAGCUGGUCCUUCUGACUGGCGCCGUUGGUGGAAUUGGUCGUGCCAUGGCCGAGGAGUUUGCAAAACGAGGAGCCAACUUGAUUUUGUGGGAUAUUAAUGAGGAACAGUUGGAGAUUUUUAAGGACAGCUUGAUCAACAAGUACAAUGUCAAAGUUUACACCAAAACGAUUGAUGUGACCAAUGACGAGAUGGUUAUUAAUGCUGUUAAGGAUGUCAGAAACAAUAUUGGAUUGCCGGAUAUUGUUUUUAACAAUGCUGGGAUCUUGGGGUUGUAUGAGGACAAGAUUUAUCCGAUGGAAGUGAUCGAUAAGGUUUAUAAGUUGAACACGAGAGCUGGCAUUUUGGUAGGUACCUCUUUUUGGUCGAAAAAAAAUAAUUGCAUAAAUUUAAACUCAUUUCCGAUAUAUCUUGCCCCAUGAAACCAGCAUUUUCGUAUCUUUUUUUAGAUUGUCCGUCACUUUAUUGAGCCCUUUAUGGAGAGGAAUAGCGGCCAUUUUGUUACUCUUGGAUCUUCAUCCGGAUUCUUUUUUUGGCCCGCGGUCCAACCGUACAUUGCCAGUAAACAUGCCAUAGUUGGAUUUAUGAGCUCCAUCAGAAAUGUUUUCAAAGCCGAGAGAAAAAAUGUGAAGUGCUUGACGGUGAACCCGCAUUUCGUUCAAACUCCAUUGAUGGGCGAUAUCAAAUAUGAGUAAGCGGCGAGCGUUGAUUUCAGAGAUUGCGCAAUAUAAUUAAAAAUUUUUUGCACUGUACAGUCGAAUUUUUAUUUUUCUGUGCACUGUGAAACAUAGUUAUUUUUUUGAAAAUUUUCAAUGUGCAUACGAGGGAGUAGACUAAUCAUCCAAUUUUUUUUCAGAAACUGGUUCCUCCCCAAAUUGUACCCCGGCCCAGUUGCAGAGAAAGUUGUAAAUGCCAUUGAAUGCGGCCGUGCUGAGCUUUUCCUGCCUAAAGGACUUUUCAUUUUGGUUGUGCUGAGAGGGUAGGUCAUUAAAAAUGAUUUGAAAGUCUUGUUGCAAUGCUUGAAGAUUUGCUUGAUUUUCAGAAUUCUCCCAACCGUAGUGAUGGAUUAUAUCCUGGAGAUCGGCAAUUUCCAUGGAAUGUAG
This is a messenger RNA of Bursaphelenchus xylophilus (pine wood nematode), 1242 nucleotides long. Lineage: Eukaryota; Metazoa; Nematoda; Chromadorea; Rhabditida; Aphelenchoididae. The record is from the annotation of a GenBank genome assembly.